Aspergillus luchuensis is the source of this 2529-nucleotide messenger RNA. RefSeq names its product putative sterol glucosyltransferase. Gene Ontology annotation, molecular function: hexosyltransferase activity; UDP-glycosyltransferase activity. Lineage: Eukaryota; Fungi; Ascomycota; Eurotiomycetes; Eurotiales; Aspergillaceae. The coding region runs from base 1 to 2529 and encodes 842 amino acids. The transcript has 7 exons. Gene Ontology annotation, biological process: carbohydrate metabolic process. The record is from RefSeq and is a predicted model, not a curated record.
AUGGAAAAAAUCCCACGGCUGGGUUAUAGCAACCCUGGUUCAUCAUCAUAUGACCAGGCACCGCCGCCCUAUUCACCAUACACUGAUGGUGGACUUGUGGUCGAAUCGGCAGACGUACAGGCCAAUGGCCGCGUCAAUGUCGAUCUAGAUUCAAGCCUGGCAAGAACAUUAGCCUCGAUCAUUGAGCUACAGCAGGAAGAUCUCCAAAACCCACCUCCAGAUUACUGCGAGGGUCAACCGGUAAAGGACGAGCUGCUGCAACCUGACAUCCAACUGAAUAUCGUGAUUCAAAUUGUGGGCAGCAGAGGUGAUGUGCAACCAUUCAUCGCCUUGGGGACCGAGCUACAAAAAUACGGUCAUCGUGUCCGAAUCGCCACACACGAUGUAUUCUCUGAUUUUGUCACUCAAUCAGGUCUUGAGUUCUAUCCUAUCGGAGGUGAUCCUGCGGAGCUGAUGGCCUUCAUGGUCAAGAACCCCGGGUUAAUACCUCGAAUCAGCAGCUUGCGCGCUGGAGAAGUCCAGAAGAAGAGGGCAAUGGUAAACGAGAUGCUUCAUGGCUGCUGGAAGUCUUGCAUCGAAGAUGACCCUGUUACAAAGAUCCCAUUUGUCGCAGAUGCCAUCAUUGCAAAUCCACCUAGUUUUGCCCAUGUCCAUUGUGCGCAGGCUUUGAGCAUUCCGGUUCACCUUAUGUUCACCAUGCCUUGGACUAGUACCAAGGCCUUCCCUCACCCGCUUGCUAACCUGAGCUCCUCCGAUAUGAACCCAAAUGUGGCGAAUUGGGUUUCUUAUGGUGUGGUAGAAUGGCUUACAUGGCAGGGGGUGGGAGAUGUAAUCAAUCGAUGGCGGGCAUCCAUCGAUUUGGAACCGGUACCAACCACGGAAGGCCCCAGGCUGGCUGAAACGUUGAAGAUCCCUUUCACUUAUUGUUGGUCACCCGCCUUGAUCCCGAGGCCGCGAGACUGGCCAGCUCAUAUUGAUGUCUGUGGUUUCUUUUUCAGAGAUAUGCCAUCGUACGAACCGCCACCCGACUUGAAGGAAUUCUUAAGAUCGGGAGCGACUCCCAUUUAUAUAGGCUUCGGCAGCAUCGUGAUUGAUGACCCUCAGAAAAUGACAGAGAUCAUUUUAGAAGCGAUCGCGAGAACUGGCGUACGUGCCAUUAUAUCACGGGGCUGGAGCAGACUAGGUGGUUUGCCCAGUUCCAAUGUCUAUUACAUUGAUGAUUGCCCUCAUGAGUGGCUUUUCAAGCACGUUGCUGCUGUGGUGCACCAUGGGGGUGCUGGGACAACCGCGUGUGGUCUUGCUAACGGCCGACCGACCACCAUUGUGCCCUUCUUUGGGGACCAACCAUUUUGGGGCAGUAUGGUGGCAAGAUCUGGCGCUGGAGCUAGGCCAAUUCCUUAUGCUUCCCUCAACGCAGAGAAUUUGGCUGGGGCAAUCGCUUUCUCGCUGAGACCAGCCGCAGCAGAUUCCGCUCGUGACAUUGCUUUGAAGAUGCAGCAUGAGUCAGGAGUAGCAGCAGCCGUUCGAUCCUUUCAUCGCCACCUCCCGCUGAACAGGAUGCGUUGCUCCCUGAUACCUAAUCAGCCUGCUACUUGGACUUACAAGCGGUCCAAGAAUUGCAUAGGCCUUUCUAAAGUUGCCGUUCAGUUAUUAAUCGACAACGGCAGAAUCAAUGCAAAAGAGCUUCGGGGCAAUGCGAUCAAUCCGAUACAUAUCGAAAACCGUCGCUGGGACCCCGUAACCGGCAUUCUCUCUGCCACUACAAGUACAGGAUCUGCAAUGCUUAAGUCGACCGGCGAGAUGCUAUACAACCCAUAUAAGGAAUACACAUCCAGUCGUUCUCCAAAGCCACCAAUAUCGCGGAGCGGAUCUGCACUUUCUACAACUACAACAUCGUCGUCUUCUAGAUCCCUCACGGCUCUUUCCGAGGCAAGUAGGCGGCCUUCUGAACUGAUGCAUACGGAUACUCCUAUCAACGAUGGGCCCAAUAAGCACGCGUUAUCAACGGCAGGAAGUAUGGUUGGAGCUUCUCUUAAGGGCUUUGGCAAGUUCACCGGAGCAUACUUCAAAGGCGCGGUGGUAGACAUUCCCUAUGCUGCUGCUGAGGGUUUCCGACAGGUUCCUCGACUCUAUGGAGAGGAACCUAAGCAGUAUGGCACAGUUCGUGAUUGGAAAUCUGGUGCUACUAUGGGCGGCAAGAACUUUGUUGAUGGCAUGACAGAUGGAUUCAAGGGGUUCUUCUAUCAGCCCAUCAAAGGCGCGAGGGAAGAAGGGGCGUUAGGGGCCGUUAAAGGAUUUGCAAAAGGAACCAUUGGACUUGCGACUAAAGUUCCUUCGGCUGGGAUUGGUCUUGUCGCGUACCCUUUUCAAGGCAUCACGAAAACGAUUGAAGCAGCCGUCAGGUCUAAGACAGGGAAGACGAUCCUUCUUGCCCGACUCAGGGAUGGAUACGCCAUGACAGAGCGAGCCUACAUGUCGGAAGAUGAGCAACAGUAUCUGUUACGGAGGUUCCAGGCUUUGGCUGGAUGA